This is a messenger RNA of Catharus ustulatus (Swainson's thrush), 2669 nucleotides long. It is a transcript of the gene RUNX3, whose product is annotated as RUNX family transcription factor 3. Gene Ontology annotation, molecular function: RNA polymerase II cis-regulatory region sequence-specific DNA binding; ATP binding; DNA-binding transcription factor activity, RNA polymerase II-specific. The transcript is spliced from 5 exons. The coding region runs from base 1 to 1212 and encodes 403 amino acids. Gene Ontology annotation, cellular component: nucleus. The record is from RefSeq and is a predicted model, not a curated record. Gene Ontology annotation, biological process: regulation of cell differentiation; hemopoiesis; regulation of transcription by RNA polymerase II. NCBI's taxonomy places the organism in Eukaryota, Metazoa, Chordata, Aves, Passeriformes, Turdidae.
AUGCGUAUUCCCGUAGACCCGAGCACCAGCAGGCGCUUCACUCCCCCGUCCACGGCUUUCCCCUGCGGUAAGAUGGGCGAGAACAGCGGGGCGCUGGGGGCCCCCGCGCCGGGCGCCCGCGCUCGGCCCGAGGUGCGCUCCGUCGUGGAUGUCCUGGCCGACCACGCCGGCGAGCUGGUGCGCACCGACAGCCCCAACUUCUUGUGCUCGGUGCUGCCGUCGCACUGGAGGUGCAACAAGACGCUGCCCGUCGCCUUCAAGGUCGUAGCGCUCGGAGAUGUCCCCGAUGGCACCGUGGUCACGGUGAUGGCGGGGAACGACGAGAAUUACUCGGCGGAGCUGCGCAACGCCUCUGCCGUGAUGAAAAACCAAGUAGCGAGAUUUAACGACCUCAGAUUUGUUGGGAGAAGCGGCAGGGGGAAAAGCUUCACGCUGACCAUCACCGUGUUCACCAACCCCACCCAAGUGGCCACUUACCACCGAGCCAUCAAAGUGACCGUGGACGGGCCCCGGGAGCCCCGGAGGCACAGACAAAAGCUGGAAGACCAAGCCAAGCCCUUCACGGACCGCUACGGAGAGCUGGAGCGGCUGCGCCAGUCCAUGAGAGUCACCCCCACAACUCCCAACCCGCGCGGAUCCCUCAGCACCCCGAGCCACUUCGGCUCCCAGGCUCAAACUCCGAUCCAAGGCACGUCGGAGCUGAGCCCCUUCUCGGACCCGCGGCAGUUCGAGCGCUCCUUCCCGGCGCUGCCGGCGCUGACCGAGACGCGCUUCUCCGACCCUCGGAUGCAUUACCCCGGCGCCAUGUCCGCCGCCUUCCCCUACACGGCCACCCCCUCGGCCACGGGCAUCGGGGGCAUCAGCAUGGGCACCAUGCCCACCACCACCCGCUUCCACCACACCUACCUGCCGCCGCCCUACCCCAGCUCCACGCAGAACCAGAGCGGGCCCUUCCAGGCCAACCCUUCUCCCUACCACUUGUACUACGGGACAUCCUCGGGCUCCUACCAGUUCUCCAUGGUGGCCGGGGGCGAGCGCUCGCCCACCCGCAUGCUGUCGUCGUGCACCAGCGCCUCGGCGGGGAACAACCUGAUGGGCGCCGGCCUGGGCGCGCAGAGCGACGGCGUGGACGCCGACGGCAGCCACAGCAACUCCCCCACGGCCAUGAGCACCACGGGCAGGAUGGAUGAGUCUGUCUGGAGACCCUACUGAGGCACACAGGGCUUUAGCUCCUUUUGCCAAGGGAAAAGGUGAACCAAAGUCUUCCAAACCCAAAGGAUCCUGUGCAUGCAAGCAUCAAGCGGAGAGGGACCGGGACCUUUGUUGCAUUUCAAGGUGAACGCCCACGAGGCUUGAAUGUGUCGCUUGAUGUGGUUCCUCCCGUGUGUUUUAGGUGUGUGGAUUGUACAUAGGGAAAAAAAAAAAAAAACCCAAGGACGUGUGGAAUCAGAUGUUUGGUACUUGCAGAACGCUCCUCGUUCAUCUCACUCGCACCUCUUCCCCACACAAAGCAUUGAGAAGCCAGGGGAAUCUCACCUUUCCUCUGCAAAACGGUUCAGAGAGGAGCAAACACCAGGGAGUCAUCCGAGCCAUGCUCAGUGCAGGAGGACUGAACUCAAAAAACAAAAAAGGAGAAAAAAAAGAAAAAAAAUCCCAUUGCUUGCUGUCCUUCCCUCCCUGCUGGUGAAGGGUCCCUGAGCACCAAAGAGCAGUGGGGUUUGCAGCACAGCCAGGGGCUCUGGGCUCAGGCAGCCACGUGAACAAGAGCUGUGAUGUGAUUAUUGUUAUUAUUUGUUGGCGACAGAAGUUGUAUUGUUCAUUUUGCUGUCACUGUCGUCGUCUGUCAAUCAGUAACGUGGCUGAGCCAGGGCCUGGCUGACCCCUCCCCUCCAUGUUUACACACGAGAUGUACUUUUCACAGACAUGUUUUGUUUUGUUUGUCUGCUCUCAUGUCCUGACCUCACCAUUCAGCUCUUUGCUCCCCUUAGCAAACCUCAGUGAUGGUGGCUGAAGCGAAGGCGGCGUUCAGGACGUUCUGAGACGUUUGAGAUGCACUUCCAGGGGUUCAGGAGCCUUUGGCACGGCCUUGCCAUCAUUCUCCAGCUGUUCCUUCUGUCCCCUCCGAGUGGCAACACUCACAGCUGGUGGCAAAGCAUCACAAUUCUGCUCUGGUCCUUUCCCAUGUUCUCAGCCAGGAUUUACACAAUUUCUCGUUUUGGCUCACACGUGUCAGCUCAUCCUGAAAGCUCUGAGACCUGGGGGAAGGAGCAGUUCCCACUCCUGCUGGUGGGAAUGCUGUCAGUUGAUGCUGUGCAGCCUUUUCCAUCCCUCACCCUCCUGUCCUUCCCCCAGGUGACCCCAGGUGAGCACGGGGAUCUCCUGCAGAGGAACAAACUGAAGAGGGGACGCUGCAGGUGCCACUGGGGGCGGUGGCAUCGGGUGGCAUUUGCAGGAAUUGCAGGAACAAGCACCACACACCCUCCCAGCUGACACCAAAGAGGUUACAACCACACAGGGCCACGGUGGGGGCUGUGGGCUCCUCCAGGCCAGCUCAGGGUGGCUGUGAUGCACAGCACAGGGUUUGUCACCUCCUGCAGGCCAGCUGUGCCCUCUGCUGGCUCGGGAAUUGGGGCUGGCAGGGCUGGGGGGACACAGCAGAUUCCACAGCU